GGUCCUGUGAGUGCGGAAGUGGGGGGGUAUCCUGUUGACAGCCUGUGAGUCGGUGGGGGGUUGUGGGGGAAGAGGGCUAACGAUGACGCACAGGCCUCACGUGACCCCGAGCUGCAGAGCGACGCAGCUUUAGGUGCAGUCGUCACUCUCCUCUAGCUACCAGCUCCACGCAGCCCUGCGUAGGGCGGGCUGGCAGCGGGCCUAGGAAAGCGGAGCAGAUGAUAGUUUGGUGUAGUACUGAGAUGAGGUCAGGAGAAGAGAAAACUGCACAGGACCUAUGAAGAUCUUCUUGUGGCCUUUCAGUAGACCUAUUUACCACUGGAAACAAGGGAAAGAGGGAGAGACUGGCCUGGAACUAUGGAAGUUGUGAAGACUUGCCUGCUUGUCUGCUGCAGAACUUGAGAUCACUGGAAGCAAAGAAAGAAAGAGAAAAAUGUUUCUGAUCAGUACAGACUGGCAAGACGGUUCAAAGCUCACAUGAAUUUAUAUAUCUACUUUAGGGUGUAUUACCAAAGAAGAGAGGAACAGAGGAGAGAACUUCCUUGGAUCAUUACAGGUUUACUUCCAGUGGCAGCUGUAGUGGCCUUUGAGUGGCUGAAGAUCAGCACCCUCAUAGAUCUACAUCUAAGCCUAUCACCUUCUUUCCCCAGCCCAAGUGAGCCCCCCUGUACUUUAUUUGUGUCUUCAGCAAGGGUGAUUACAUGGGCCGUGUUCAGGAAGUGGGCUGGGUGACUGCGGGACUGGCGAUCUGGGCUGGCACUUGCUACUACCUUUACAGAUUAACCAAAAGAAGAUCUCAGAGUGUGACCAGACUUGCCAGAGAUGGGUCCAGAGUCAAGAUGGAGACUGUGGUUGGGGUACAGAACCAGACUUUGGCCAUGAGUGAAGCCAUGGUUGGGGUGGAGCUUGAGACUAGACCCAAGGACAAGACUGGAUCAGAAACUGGAGAAGGAAGUGAGUCUGGGUCUGAAAGAGAGAUCAAGGUUACUGCUAUAGAGAGAUCCAAAGCCAAUUCUCAGGCAAUGGUUGGGGCAGAGACAGAGAUUCAAUCAGGGGUCAAAUCAGCGGCUAGAACACUGGUCAUGACAGAUGCAAUGACUCUGACUGAAGCGAAGGUCAAAGCUAGGGAAGUGUCCAUGAAAGAGGCAAUGACUCAAACUGAUUUUGAGGCUGGGGAAAUAGUCAAGAAAGAGGCAGUGACACAGACCAAGGCUAAAGCUUGGGCACUGGUCUCCAAGACAGAGGCCAAAAAAGAAGCAAUGACCCAGACCAAAGCCGAAACCCAGACAUUGGCUGAAAAAGAGACAGAGAUCAACAGAGUAAUGGUAACACAGAGUGAGGUUUUGGCAGUGACCAAAGAAGUGGUCAAGAUUGGGACCAUGAACAAGACUGGAAUUGUGGUUGAAAGCAAAACAAGAGCCCUGGAAGAGACUGUGAGUGUGCUUACAACUCAGUCUGACAGUAGGUUUGGUACUAUAGUUGAUACUAAGAAAAAUCCUAAUGCUAUGUCCAGGGCAGUGGCAGGCAUGGACAUAAAGUCCUGUGCACGGUCCCAGGCUAUGGCCAAGAUCCAAGAUGAUGACAUGCCUGGUGCUGAGGACAAGAGAAAUAUCAAAACCAUGUGUAAAGCAGUGUCUAAGGUUGAUACAAGGGCCUCUCCUCAACCUCAAAUUGUUGUCAAGGGCCGGGCCGAGGCCAUGCCUGGGACAAGGGUUGAUAUGGAGGGUAAUGUCACUGCCAUGUGUAAGGCAGAGAUGGGGACAAAUGUGAGAGCUUGUAUAAUACAACCUCCGACUGUGGCCAAGAAGCAGGCUGAGGCAAUGUCUGGUGCCAGGGUUGAUAUCAGUGUCAUACCUAAGGCAAUUACUGGAAAUGUCAUACGCGCUACUGCUCAGAUUCAAGCUGUAGCUUGUGCUCAGGCUGAGUCUGUGCCUGAUGCCAGGGUUAAGGGUAGAGGAAACCCAAAUGCCAUGGUUAAAGCAAGUGCCAUGGCAAACAUGAGGACCAAUUUGCAAGCUGAAGCCUUGCCCGAUAAUAGCCAUAAGACCAGAAGCAAUCUCAGCGUCAUGGCUAAGGCAGGAGCUGGGAUAGACAUAUUGUCCUAUACCCAGGCUCAGCCUGUGGUCAAUGUUCAGGGUGAUGCCUUGCCUGAUUGUAGGAUCAAGGCUAAGAGCACUGUUAAUGCUGUGACUAAGGAGGGAGCUCAGGCUAUGGCCCCGGGCCAGGGUGAAGCCUUACCUAAUACUAAAGGUAAAGCUAGGGGCAAAGCCAAAGCCAAGUGUAAGGCAGGAGUUGGUCCAGACAUGAAAAUAUAUUCACAAUCUCAAGCUGGGACCAAGACCCAAGCCGUAGCCUUGCCUGAUUCCAGGGUUGAUGGUAGGGGUGAUUCUAAUGCCAUUUCUAAAGCAGGGCCUAAGGCAGACCACAGAAACUGUGGUCAGCUUCAGACUGUGGUCAUUUCCCAAGGUGAUGCUUUGCCGGGUACUAAGAAUAAAUUCAAGGCCUAUCCCAGUGCUGUGUCUAAGACAGAGGCAAGGACAGCUACAGCAGACUCUGCCCAGCCCCAGGUUGUAGUCAGUUCCCAGAGUGAGACCUUGAUUGCUGCCAAGAAUAAGUCCAGGGGCAAUCGCAGUGUUGUACCUAAAGCAGAGACUGGGGCAGCUACAACAGGCUCUGCCCAGCCUCAGACUGUAAAUAGUUACAAGGGUGAGGCCUUGCCUGGUGCCAAGAAUAAGGUUAAAGGUAAUCUCAGUGCUGUUCCUAAGACAGAGACUGGAGUGGUUAUAACAGGUUCUGCCUUUCCCCAGGCUUUGGCGAAUUUCCAGGGUGAAACCAUCACUGGUACCAGGACUAAGAUCAGGGGCAACACCAUUGCUAUGUAUAAGCCAGAGGCUGGGGCAGGUAUAAAAGACUCUCCCCAGUCCCAGACUGUGGCCAGUUCCCAGGAUGAGACCAUGCUUGGUGCCAGGAGUAAAGUCAGGGUUAAUUAUAAUGUGCCUAAAGCAGAGAUUGGAGCAGGUACAGUGGGCUCUUCCCAGUCCUGGACCGUGGUUAGUUCCCAAGGUGAGACCUUGCUUGGUGCCAGGAAUAAGGUCAGGAGCAGUCCCAGUGCUGUGCCUAAGGCAGAGGCUGAGGGAGGUAUAAUGAGCUCUUCUCAGCCCCAGGCUCUGACCAUUUCUCAGAAUGAGGCCUUGCUUAAUGCCAGGAAUAAGGGCAGAGGCAAUUCCAGUGCUAUGCCUAAAGCAGGGCACCAGAAAGGUACAAAAGUCUCUGCUCAACAGCAGAUGGUGGCCAGUUCCCAGGAUGAGAUUUUGCUUGGGAUAAUGGACAAGGGUAUGUCCAGGUCUGAGGCAGAAGCUACAGCAGAAGAUAUGAUCUAUGCAAAGCCUGAGGCUGAAGCCAUGCCCACUGCACAGGGUGAGGGUGAACCAGAUGCUCAAGCCUGCAGAAAAACUCAGUCUAACGUUCAUGGUUAUUACUGGAAUGGGAUUGGUGUUGAGGAUUGGAUUGCUGCUGAGCGAUGGAUCAAAUUUAGGUUGCAGGCUAUGGAUGGAGACUGGGAGAACAGUGUGUCCUGGGCUGAUGAAAAUGAAACCAAUAUUGGAUCUUGGAGUGGAACUGGUGACAAGGCUGGUAUUGUUAGUUCGUGGGCUGUGGCUUGUGAUGAGACCACUGUUAAGUCCUGGGCUGGGGCUACGGCUGAGAAUCAGGCUGCUCUUGGGUCCUGGGUAGGACCUGGGGACCAGGCCAGUGGAGGGCUCUGGGCUGCAAGUCAGGUUAAUGAGGCAUCCUGGGCUGGGGACAAAGUUGGGGGUUCUUGGGUGCAGGCUGAGAACAAGGCCAUUGGAGGAUCCUGGACUGGGGCCGAGAACCAGGUUAGUGGAGCCUCUUGGGUUGUCUCUGGGAACCAGGCCAUUGGAGGGCCCUGGGCUGUAGGUCAGGUUAGUGAGGUUUCUUGGCCUGCGGUCCAGGCCACUGGGCUAUCCUGGGUUGUGGACCAGACUGGUGGAGGUUCCUGGACUGUGGCUGAAAAUCAGGCUAGUGGGGUGUCUUGGGCUGGGGCUGGAAAUAUAGUUAGUAUUGGAUACUGGACUGGUGCUGUGGACCAGGCCAAUGCAGGAUCCUGGAUUGGGACUGUUGAUCAGUCUGGCAGUGAGUCCAAACCUAGAUUUGAGGAUCAGGCCAGUGAGCAAAGGCCCAGUGUAGGAUCUGAGAAUCAGUCUAGUGAAAGGUCUUGGGCUGACACAGCAGACCAAGCCAGUGGAGGGUCAAGGCUUGGGCCUAUAGAUCAGUCUAAUGGUGCAUCUUGGGUUGGCACUGGGGAACAGGCUGGUGGUGGGUCUACACCAGGGUCUGAAGACCAUUCCAGUGGUGCAUCCUGGGCUGGCACUAGGAACUUGGCCAGAGGAGGGUCCUGGACUGAGACUGGGACUAUUGGCCAGACUGGUGGAGUGUCCAAGUCAGGGCCUGAGGAUCAGUCCAGUGGAGGAUCAUGGGCAGAUUCUGGAGAUCAAAUUAGUGGAAGGUUCUUGGUUGGGGUUGUGGACCAGGCCAAUGGAGAAUCUCAGGCUGGGCCUGGAGACCUGGCUGGUGGUGAGGCAAAGCCUGUAUUUGAAGAUCAGGCCAGUAGAGGAAGAUGCUGGACUAAUGCUGAGGACCAGUCUUGUAGAGAAUCUGGGCUGAGCCCCAGGGAUCAGACUAAUGCAGGUUCCUGGCCUGGAACUGUGAACCAAGCCAGUGGAUGGUUCUGUACUUACACUGGUAGUCAGACUAGUGGGGGCGAAUCUUGGGGUGGGAUUGGAGGUCAGCAUUUUGGAAGUGCCAGGCCAGUGCUCACGAACCAGGCUCUUUGUGGAUCCUGGGCUGGCCCUGGGAGUCAGAUCAGUGGAGUGUCCUGGGCUGUGGCUGCGGAUCAGGCUGGUGGCUGUUUGAAACCUGGAUUUGGGAAUCAGGCCAUUGGAGCAGGGUUCUGGGCUGGUGCUGGGAACCAGCCUGGUGGAGUGUCCACACCAGGGUCUGAGGAUCAGUCCAGUGGAGGAGGUUCCUGGACUGGGGCUGGAGUCCAUGUUAUUGGAGCAUCUAGACCAGAUCCCACAGACCAGUCCAGUGGUGCAUCUUGGGCUGGCACUGCAAGUCAGGUCAGUGGAGGGUCCUGGGUUGGGCCUGGUGAUAAGGCUGUUGGUUGCUUCAAAUCUGGAUUUGAGGAUCAAGCCCAUGGAGGAAGUACCUGGGCUGGUGCUGGGGAGCAGACCAGUGGAGAAUCCUGGGCUGUGUCUAGGUCUGGGAAUGAGGCCAGUGGAGGGUCUAGGCUGGGUUCUGAGGACCAGGCCAGUGGAAGAUUUCUGGUCAGUGCUGAGGAGGAAACCAGUGAAGGAUUUUGGUUUGCACCUGGUAGUGAGGCCUUUAUAGGGUCUUGGGGCUGUACAAGGGAAGAGGUUGAUACUGUGUCCAGGCCUGAUGGCAAGGAUGAGGCCAGUGUAGAAUCCACAUCAGGGCCUAAGGAAAAGACCAUCAUUAGUUCUGAGUUUGGAGAUGAGAAUAAGGCUAGUAUCGGAUCCUGGAACAGAUCUGAAGAGGCAGCUUGUAUGGGUUCCUGUGUGAGGGCUGAGUCUGGAUCUGAUACUGGAGCUGCAGUUGAGGCUGAAGCUGGAGCUGAGGCUGAGACUGAAGCUGACACUGAGGAAGAGGCAGAGGCUAGAGGUGAAGCUGGGGCUGAGGCUGAGUCUGGAGCUGAGACUGGGACUGAGGCUGGGGUUGAGUCUGGAGCUGAGACUGGGGCUGAGGCUGGAGCUGAGGCUGGAGCUGAUAUUGGCACUGCAGCCAGGAUAGGAUCUUGGCCCUGGGAUAGGCCUGCAACCACUAAGGGGUCUGGGCUUGGGGUUAAGAAAGAGGCUGGCAUACGGUCUUGGGCUUGGGCUUUCGCUAGGGAUGUAGAUGAGGAUGAGCUAAGCGAAGCAUCCAGCCCUGAUAUUGAGGAGAUCAGUUUAAGGUCCUUGUUUUGGGCUGAGAGUGAUAACAGUAAUGAGUUCAGAUCCCAGAGUGAAAAAGAUGUCAACUUUAAGUCUAAGAUUGGGGAAAACACAAGCAUCAAGGAUAAUUUUGAGGCUGCUGAUGGAGUUGAUAUAAGGUCUUGGUUCUGUACUGGUAAUGAAAGCAGAAGUGAGGACAAAUCUACACCCAAGGCUAAAGCUAAAAAGUCAGCAGAGUCAAGAGGGACAUAUCCAUCCAUGGUCCCUGGGGCAGGAAUGGGCUCAUGGGACGGAGCCGUGAUCUGGUCAGAAAUGAAAUUUCAACACCAAAACGAGUCCAGUUUCCCAGCUGAAGAUGAGUUCAGACAGCAGAUCAGGGCUGGGGAGAAGGUUCGUCCCUGGCCCUGCCGUUGUAAACGUGAAGCUAAUUUGGAUCCACAAGAUUUUGAAAAACUCAUUUGCAUGAUCGAGAUGACGGAAGAUCCUUCUGUUCAUGAAAUAGCUAACAAUGCUCUGUAUAACAGUAUUGAUUAUCCUUAUUCCCAUGAAAUUGUUCGUAAUGUAGGCGGAAUCUCAGUUAUUGAAAGCUUGCUGAAUAAUCCCUAUCCAAGUGUUAGGCAGAAGGCCUUAAAUGCACUGAAUAACAUCUCAGUAGCUGCUGAAAACCACAGACAGGUUAAGACAUAUUUAAACCAAGUAUGUGAAGAUACUGUCACCUAUCCCUUGAACUCAAAUGUGCAGCUGGCUGGACUAAGAUUGAUAAGACACCUGACUAUAACUAGUGAAUAUCAGCAUAUGGUUACAAAUUAUAUUUCAGAAUUUCUUCGUUUGUUAACUGUGGGAAGUGGAGAAACUAAAGACCACGUUUUGGGAAUGCUUGUGAACUUCUCUAAAAAUCCAUCUAUGACAAAAGACUUGCUCAUUGCCAAUGCACCAACAUCUCUGAUUAACAUUUUUAGCAAGAAGGAGACAAAAGAGAAUAUUCUUAAUGCUCUCUCACUAUUUGAGAAUAUAAAUUACCAUUUUAAAAGAAGAGCAAAAGCAUUUACCCAGGACAAAUUCAGUAAAAAUUCUCUUUAUUUCCUAUUCCAAAGACCUAAAGCCUGUGCCAAGAAACUUCGAGCCUUAGCAGCAGAAUGCAAUGAUCCAGAGGUAAAAGAAAGGGUUGAGAUAUUAAUAAAUAAACUCUAAUUAAAUAUAUAUUCCCAAACAAAUGUGAGUAAUAUUUUGGUUUUGCAGUCUGAAAGUAGCGCACAUUUUAAGCUGCAUUAUAAUACCAAAACUGAUGUUACCUAUUAUGGUCCAUACAUGAACCAUUUUAUGAACACCAAAAGAAUUCAAACUUGUACUGAAAAAUACAUGUCAAUUUUUAUCUUGUCUGGAUUGAGAUAUUUUUAGUAUGCUUCAUGAGCAAAAACUGACCUGAUUCUUCAUAAGUAAGGUAAUCAUUGGUCCUUUGUGUGGACUUAUGUUUAUAUAUUUGAGAUUUUAUAUUUAUGUCAUCAAUAAAGUUGUGUGUUUUAAGCAAAAAUAAAAAGACAUUGUCCUUGUCUUUGAAUUUAAAAUCUGUUUGGAAAGUCAAGAUAUAUGAAACAAAAAGUACAAAAUCAGAGGCUUCCAGUCAUGGACAGAUGGUUUCCAAAGGUUCUUCGAGGCACCAAAAACUGCUGCACACAAAGGUGUUCAGGGAGUUUUACAGAGAAGAGCUUGAAGGACAAGAUGCAAAAGGGCACGCAAAGAAGAACGGUGGAAGA
This is a messenger RNA of Fukomys damarensis (Damara mole-rat), 7723 nucleotides long. RefSeq names its product armadillo repeat containing X-linked 4 (gene Armcx4). The transcript is spliced from 6 exons. Bases 702 to 7160 code for a protein of 2152 amino acids. The record is from RefSeq and is a predicted model, not a curated record. Lineage: Eukaryota; Metazoa; Chordata; Mammalia; Rodentia; Bathyergidae. Gene Ontology annotation, molecular function: protein binding.